Molecule: messenger RNA, 1114 nt
Organism: Melanotaenia boesemani (Boeseman's rainbowfish)
Lineage: Eukaryota; Metazoa; Chordata; Actinopteri; Atheriniformes; Melanotaeniidae
Exons: 8
Coding region: 341-1063 (240 amino acids)
Biological process (GO): proteolysis
Molecular function (GO): serine-type peptidase activity
Source: RefSeq, a predicted model, not a curated record
AAACAUUUGUACCUUAAACAAAACAAACAAAUACAUUUUGAAGCGGAACCUCAAAGCGACGCCAUGUGUGCGGCUGAUGAUUUUAAUGACCGGACCGUAUUUCCUGUGACACACCAUUAACGUUACGGAUAGUGGCAGACGCGCGUGAGUCAAACAGUGUCUGUCCUGUAGGUGGAGAUGUAAGUGUUGAAUCCAGCAGGUUUCUGGCACGUCAGAGAGCAGCUGUCAGCGGAAUCACAGCUGAACUGUGACCCGGACCUCUGGACUCCGCCGCAGCUGCUCUUCUGCGGGUUGUGGGCCAUUUCUCAUCCUGAACCGAGUCUUUCUACUGCGUUCAGAGAUGAAGAGGCGACUCCUGCUGGUUUCCAACUCCACCCUGCACGGCAGUGGCUACCUGGACCACUGUCAACAACACAUCUGCAACUUCUUCGGAAAGAGUGUGAAGAGAGUCCUGUUUGUUCCCUACGCUCUCCAUGACAGAGAUGCCUACACAAAGACAGCCAGAAACAAGUUUAAGACUUUAGGUUACGAGGUGGACGGCAUCCAUGAGGCUGCAGACCCCGUUGAUGCCGUCCGGAAGGCCGAAGGAAUUUUUAUAGGAGGAGGCAACACUUUCCGGCUGCUGAAGAGUCUCUAUGACAACAAGGUGGUGACGGAGAUCAGGAAGAGAGUGAUGGAGGAUGGUAUUCCCUAUAUGGGCUCCAGCGCCGGCACCAACGUGGCCACCAUCAGCAUCAGCACCACCAACGACAUGCCCAUAGUCUUCCCUCCAUCCUUCUCCGCCAUCGGCCUCGUCCCCUUCAACAUCAAUCCGCACUACCUGGACCCCGACCCCAGCAGCCGCCACAUGGGGGAGACCAGAGAGCAGAGAAUCACCCAGUACCACGAAGAACUCGACACUCCAUGUGUUUUGGGUCUGAGGGAGGGCUCCAUGCUGCUGGUGGAGGGAAACAAAGCCACCCUGCUGGGAACCACGAAUGCCCGACUGUUCGCCAGGGGGAAGCCCUCAGUGGAGUACGAUCCAGGCAGUGACCUCAGCUUCCUGCUGUCAGAUGCACAAUGAUCAAUCAUUUGCUGUUUCUGGUCCAAACAGAAUAAACAGAAGGAAACAUCA